Cercocebus atys (sooty mangabey) is the source of this 8457-nucleotide messenger RNA. It is a transcript of the gene TBC1D30, whose product is annotated as TBC1 domain family, member 30. Bases 1087 to 3432 code for a protein of 781 amino acids. Gene Ontology annotation, cellular component: endoplasmic reticulum. The transcript has 13 exons. NCBI's taxonomy places the organism in Eukaryota, Metazoa, Chordata, Mammalia, Primates, Cercopithecidae. The record is from RefSeq and is a predicted model, not a curated record.
UUUUUUAAAAAAAAUUUAAUUUGUUAAUAUUAUGUUAUUCCAGAGCCAAAACUGCAGAAGGCACAUCAAGAGAGGACUCAGUUUUCCGUUCUUGUCUCCUCCACGAUGUUCCUUCUCCCAUACAAGUUUCUAAUUUGUUUUUUGGUUUAUCCAUCUAAUGUUUCUUUUUAUAAAUAUUAGCAAACACAAAUACUUUUAUAUCUCCCCCCCACACCCUUUCUUUCAUCCAUUUUAAUGGUAAAUAUUCCAUUGGUGAAUAUUACUGUUUGAGAAUGACUUUUUUUUUAAAUUUUUUUUAAACCAUAAUGAUGGGCAGUAGUUCAGAACUACUGAAGUCUGGCUGGAGAGAUGAGGAACUAUUACUUUUUAAUACUGCUUGAAAUGGGAACACUUUUUUCUGGAAGCCCAUUUUUCUAAAAGAAACAAUCAUGUUUUUUCUUCAUUUUCUCCGCGCCUCUAAUCUGCCAGGAAAUAAUUCAAUGCAUUUCGGGCUGAAGCAUGUGCCUCGCUGCCUGUGGUUGGGUCACCGUCCCUUCUGAGGCUGCUCGGAGGAGGGAGAGGACACUUGCCUUCGCGGGUGUUCUGCCCCUGAGACUGACGCUCCUUGGUGCUCUCUCUGUUCCCUCCCAGAUCUUGGGAGAAGCGCGGACAUCUCUGUUUCUGCUUUUGGUCCCCAAUGCAGUUGCUCGCCCACCGGCCCCCUGUUUCUGGCGCCCCUGGGCGCGGGGGAGCUGGGGCCGCCCCGCCUGCGCACGGCGGUGCCGGGAUUGGGGGCGGGCGCGCCGCCUCCGUCUCCCGCGUGCUCGCUCUUUCGCUCACUCGCUCCCGCCCUCCCCGCCUUGAGCGAUCUCCUGCCUCAGCCUUGCAGGCUCCGCACUGCAGAUGCCGGCGGCUUCCCUGUGCUCGGCGGCUCCCGCGGUGCCCCGCAAGUCCCCGUGACCCUCCAGCAUCGGCUGUGCGCUCCCUGCUCCCAAGGGCCGGUCAGCUGCGGACACUCACCCAGCUCUGCGAGCCCAGCCGCUCAGCCGGUGAGGCAGCGGGGACUGAGACGGACGGUGGCCGCGCCAGAGCCUGGGGCGCUCCCGGAUGCGGCAGGACAAGCUGACCGGGUCUCUGAGGCGCGGGGGGAGAUGCCUGAAGCGGCAGGGCGGCGGCGUGGGCACCAUACUGAGCAAUGUGCUCAAGAAGCGCAGCUGCAUUUCCCGAACCGCGCCCCGGCUGCUCUGCACCCUGGAGCCGGGAGUUGAUACCAAGUUGAAAUUCACUCUUGAGCCAUCUUUAGGUCAGAAUGGUUUUCAGCAGUGGUACGAUGCUCUCAAGGCAGUUGCCAGGCUAUCCACAGGAAUACCAAAGGAAUGGAGGAGAAAGGUUUGGUUGACCUUGGCAGAUCAUUAUUUGCACAGUAUAGCCAUUGACUGGGACAAAACCAUGCGCUUCACUUUCAAUGAAAGGAGUAAUCCUGAUGAUGACUCCAUGGGAAUUCAGAUAGUCAAGGACCUUCACCGCACAGGGUGUAGUUCUUACUGUGGCCAGGAGGCUGAGCAGGACAGGGUUGUGUUGAAGCGGGUGCUACUGGCCUAUGCCCGAUGGAACAAAACUGUUGGGUACUGCCAAGGCUUUAACAUCCUGGCUGCACUAAUUCUGGAAGUGAUGGAAGGCAAUGAAGGGGACGCCCUGAAAAUUAUGAUUUACCUUAUUGAUAAGGUACUUCCCGAAAGCUAUUUUGUCAAUAAUCUCCGGGCAUUGUCUGUGGAUAUGGCUGUCUUCAGAGACCUUUUAAGAAUGAAGCUGCCGGAAUUAUCUCAGCACCUGGAUACUCUUCAGAGAACUGCAAACAAAGAAAGUGGAGGUGGAUAUGAGCCCCCACUUACAAAUGUCUUCACGAUGCAGUGGUUUCUGACUCUCUUUGCCACGUGCCUCCCUAAUCAGACCGUUUUAAAGAUCUGGGAUUCAGUCUUCUUUGAAGGUUCAGAAAUCAUCCUAAGGGUAUCGCUGGCUAUCUGGGCAAAAUUAGGAGAGCAGAUAGAAUGUUGUGAAACAGCAGAUGAAUUCUACAGCACCAUGGGGCGCCUUACCCAGGAGAUGCUAGAGAAUGAUCUUCUGCAAAGCCAUGAACUCAUGCAGACUGUUUAUUCCAUGGCUCCGUUCCCUUUCCCACAAUUGGCAGAGUUGAGGGAAAAAUACACCUACAACAUUACACCGUUUCCAGCCACAGUGAAACCCACCUCAGUUUCUGGACGACAUAGUAAGGCCAGAGACAGUGAUGAAGAGAAUGACCCAGACGAUGAGGAUGCUGUCGUUAAUGCAGUGGGGUGUCUUGGACCUUUUAGUGGGUUCCUGGCUCCUGAACUGCAGAAGUACCAAAAACAAAUUAAAGAGCCAAAUGAGGAGCAGAGUCUGAGAUCUAAUAACAUUGCAGAGCUGAGUCCAGGAGCAAUCAAUUCCUGUCGAAGUGAAUACCAUGCAGCUUUUAACAGUAUGAUGAUGGAACGCAUGACCACAGAUAUCAAUGCACUGAAGCGGCAGUACUCUCGAAUUAAAAAGAAGCAACAGCAGCAGGUGCAUCAGGUGUACAUCAGGGCAGGCUCUAAAGAAGAAAAAGACUGCAGGUUCUUUUUAGGCCCCAAGGACCAGGCAGUUGAUGACAAAGGGCCAGUGACCAGCAUUCUCCCAUCUCAGGUAAACAGUUCUCCAGUUAUAAACCACCUUCUUUUAGGAAAGAAGAUGAAAAUGACUAACAGAGCUGCCAAGAAUGCUGUCAUCCACAUUCCUGGUCACACAGGAGGGAAAAUGUCUCCUGUCCCCUACGAAGACCUUAAGACAAAGCUCAACUCCCCAUGGCGAACUCACAUCCGAGUCCACAAAAAGAACAUGCCAAGGACCAAGAGUCAUCCAGGCUGUGGGGACACCAUAGGGCUGAUAGACGAGCAGAACGAGGCCAGCAAGACCAACGGGCUGGGGGCAGCAGAGGCGUUCCCCUCUAGUUGUACAGCGACAGUUGGAAGAGAAGGCAGCAGCCCCGAAGGCAGUACCGGGAGGACGAUCGAGGGGCAGUCUCCAGAGCCGGUGUUCGGAGAUGCUGAUGUGGAUGUGUCUGCGGUUCAGGUGAAGUUGGGGGCCCUGGAACUGAACCAGAGGGAUGCUGCAGCUGAAACUGAGCCCGGGGUGCACCCACCCUGCCAGCGGCACUGCCCAGAGCCGCCGAGUGCGCCUGAAGAAAACAAAGCCACCAGCAAACCUCCCCAAGGCAGCAACUCAAAAACCCCCAUCUUUAGCCCUUUCCCCAGCGUCAAGCCCCUGCGGAAAUCUGCUACUGCCAGGAACUUGGGAUUAUAUGGCCCUACAGAAAGAACGCCGACUGUGCACUUUCCUCAAAUGAGCAGGAGCUUCAGCAAACCCGGUGUUGGAAACAGUGGCACUAAGAAACGAUGAUGUCUCCCCGAAACUUUGUAUCUGGACUCACCUUUUCACAGCAGUGUAAGGGUUGCAGCUGAAUGGCUCGAAAAGAGUUUUAUUUGUCCAGUGAAAAUGAGUAGGUUCAGGGAUGAGCAACAGCCCAUAAAAAAUGGGAACUGGAAGUUUUAUAAUAGGAGUUAGAAACAGGGCUGUUUUCCCAUCUACUUGCUAACUGAUGAAGUGGAUUCUUGUGGCAAAAUAAAUAUUGUGGUUUUAUAGUGUGAGUUUUUCCCAAUUUUUCAUUGUGAGCUAUUUAAAAAAGACUAUAUAUCUAGACUGUUAACUCUCAUCCAUCCUUCUGGGGGCCUUCAGAGUCCCUGUGACAGUGCCCCCAAACCUUCUAGUUCUCUGGGUAUUACUAAUAUUCAAGCAUGCACAUACCAGCUUGCUAGGACAGAAACUGUAAAAAGAAAGUAAGUUUCUUCAUUACAAAAAACUUCCUGAUUUUCCUUUUCAUGGUUUACGGAGGGGAUUGUGUCCUGUGAGAUUUCCUACAGUACGAGUCUCAAUUUUUUUUUAAAAUUCUUAUGCUAAAUCAUAGGAGAAAAAUCUAGAUAGCCUUUCUUUAACUGUCUAUUUCUACCUGCAAAAUGAAGAAAACCUUUCAUCUCUUGAAAUUUCGGUCGAUAACCCAGCUGAAGAUCUUAUGCACAGGACACACUUGGCAUAUGCUUUAAGCAGUUGCUCCGGACAGCUUGCUCGCGCCACUGAGCUUUUCCUGAGGUUUGUGUUCUCCUCUCGAGGAGAGCUUUCAUCCUCAGUGGUACGGAUGACUUGAUGGGCUCCACACAGAGCCUGGCCUGCAUCCCCUACCACACAGCUCACUCACCCACCAGCUCUCGACUGCAGACGCACAAGGCCUCUGUUCAGAAGCCAGAACAUAGCACCUGUGACUCUGUUACUUGAAUUUUGUGCUUUUUGAUUGGAGUCCUUUGUUGAGUACUUUGUUACUUGAACAUUGCCUUUCUCUGGAGAAGGCCCCAGUGCUUUCUAGCUCCCUCUCACUCCUGCCCUUUCUAGCUCUCUCUCACCCAGCGGGUCAGGGAUAGCACCUCUUGUCUCCACUAUGCAGAUGGGAACUCUGAGCCACACAGAGGUGAAGUAGCACUUCAGUUACUCAAGGUCAGUACUCCCGGUAUUCCAAGUGACUUAGCCACAUUUCCUUCAGUGCAAUAGGCAGGUUUAAUGCUCUUUGUACACAGAGGCAUUGGCUACAUACCUUGUAAAAACCAAGACUGGGAAGCCAUUCACUAAAAUCCCUCCUGACUCAAAGGACCUGUCUCCAGAUGGUACAGAGUCCCUUGAUGGCGUUUUACAAAACCAGCUCUGACUUCCUUAUCCUGAACAGGGAGUUUAUUUUAAGAAUGCUUCAUGCACCUGUUACUUGGCUGAGCAACAGGCUCACUCCUCAAUCCCUUCUGCCCGCCGUCAUUAGAGGAAUAGACUCAGCCUUCAUGUCUGUCUCUGGAAGACUACUGGCAAUACUUUCAGGAAUAUUGUUGGUGCAGCCAAUAUUGAUUUGAGCAAAUGGAUUGUUAAUUCUGAAAUGAAAACUGUAAUUGUAGAGCAGACUUUUUACUAUGAGAGGUACUAAUUUUUAUAAUAGAGAAUGUGGUUGUGUGGGCUUUUUUUGAACAGAAAACACACAAUGACCUAUACCGUGAGAAAAGCUAUUUUAUCCUCUUCGUGGUAUUUUUAGCCCCAAAGGAACUGAAGAUGGAAAAUAUGACUAAUAAGUUAUUACAGUUUUGGUCUUGAAUUCUGUGCCAUCUGAAGUUAGCAUCCAGCUUCUUAAAAAGCAGCCACGCCCACAGCCUGUUUUUUGGGAAGGGUGUAGGUGGAGAGAUGGGCUUAUUUUGCAUACCACCCUCAGGGCCCAGAGACCCACUGCAUUUUCCAAAGUUAAGCAAAUGACACCAUUUUCUUCCAUCAGCUAAACUUGACAGAUAAGAAUGAUUCCACCUCAUAUCCGUUUCUUUGCCCCUUCCCAAAUGAGUCAGAAUAGUCAUGUUCCCCUUGAGGGAUGUCUGACUUGAAUGGAGAAUUGUUCUUUCCUCUCUUGAAUCAGCUCACUAGCUCCUUGAUGGUCUGGGUUCAAGGAGUUGGUUAAUGAGGUAGAGGCCACUUAUUCAAGUCCUUGGGAUUGCACCAUUGCUGUCCACAAACAGUAUCAACAACACAUGCUGUGCCCUGUGAACACUCUCCUCUCACCUGUUUCCAGGGUUGGUCUUCCUGAGAAGGGGAUGGAGGAGAUAACACACAGUUUGGGAUAAGUAUCUGUUGAAUGAAUGAAUAACUGAAUGGAUAAUAAUAGUCCUCUGAGACAAAAAUGGCCUUGUCAGAAUUUUGAAAAUCCAGCAGAUUCCUGUUAAAGCACUCUGUGUACCAAUAACAUGCAUGCAUUGUACCAAGUAAUCACAAUGUGAAUUGGUCAAUUAAUGAGCCUUGCCUGCUUUAGAAAAUAAAGAAACCUGCAGUAGCCUCUACCACACAGCAUGUACAAAGACCAGUAUGGACUUGCUCUCUUCUCUGUGUAUUGGACACUGUAUGCAAACACCAGAAGUACUUAACAAGUAGUGGUUUCUUGAUUUUUAGAUAUGUCUGUAGCCUCUUAGCACUUUUGCCGGGAAUCAACUCAUUUUGAUGCCUCUGCACCUCAGUUCCUCUUACAAAAGCCUCCAGAUGAUCUAAAUCUAGUUAGCAAUGUCAGCCUAUGGACUGCAACGGUUUGGGACAUUGUAUUCCUUUGUUUGUCUCUUGUUCUGAAGGAUUGUAUUGAUCACAAAGUUAUAUGCAUAAAGAUUCUCAUUGUUGUAACUGUUGUGCCAUUGUCUGAGUGCAUGCAUGGAACACUGUUGUGACCGUCCCUUCUCCCUUCUUCCUUCACCCCCAACCCCAGACCCCACUUGGUCACAUGAACCAGGGAAACAGCCCGAUAAGCUCCAUCUUCCCCAGUCUAAUCACUGGGUUGCAGGGUGGCCUGUGACCUGCUCAGCAUUUGCAGAAUAGCUGGUUCCUGAAUAUGAGUAAGCACAGAGUUUAAAACUAAGAGAGUUGACCUAAAAUUAACCUUUAGAUCUACCAUUUAUUUUUGUCUUAAUAAAAUGAACAAUAAGAAUACAGUUUAGCUGCAUGGCAUUAAGGAUUCUGUAUGAAUAGAUGUAUAGUUGCUACCAUCUCCCCAUAUAAAAUCUCUUUUUACAGUGUUUCUGAGCCACUUUCUUUGCUGCCUACAGCAUUUGAGGCAGCAUUUAAAAUAUAUUGUUUUUCCUAACUAGAAAAGUAGCAGGUUUUAGAAAAUUGGGAAAACAGAGCAUAAGGAAUCAUCAAUAUUCUGUACAGAUCUUUCCAGUACGUUUGUGUAUGUGUGUACACGCCAUUAUCUACAAAAAAAGGUAUUUUGAACGUGGUAGUUUAAGCUGUCUUUCUGGUAAAUGCUCUUAUACAAUAUGAUUUUUAGUGACUAAUAUUCCUGCAUGUGUUCAUGCUGGAAUUCACAUAACCAGUACCUUGUCGAAUAGGAGGUUUCUGACUAGAUAGUAGUAGAGACAGUAACCUGUUACAUGUAUGUACAUAGCCCAAAUUAUUUUCUUAGGAUAUGCGUAUAGAAGUGGAGUUGAAGGGUCAGGAAAUAUGUCCAUUUUUAAGACACAUAUAGCUCCAAAUUGCCAUUCUUAAAGGCUGAAGUUAUACAAGCAGUGAAUCAGAAUGCCUGCUUCUCUACAUCCUGGAAGAGGCAGCAAUCUCUUUCCUUUUUUUUCUUUUCUAUGACUUCUAGUGUUGAAGUGCCAACAGAAGUGUUUUAGAAGCAGUGAUAAUGGACACUCAUAACACCCAUAUCUCAUUCCUGACUUUUAAAAGAAGCAUUAAGUAAGAUGUUGGCUGAGGUUUCUGGUAGGUGCCUAUUAUUAGGUUAAGAAAAUUCCCUUUUAUUCUUUGCUUGGUAAGAGUUUUUUUUUUCAUCAACAGGUAUUGACUUUCAUAAAAAGAACUUUAAUUGUAUCUUUUGAGAAGGGAAUAGUGUUUGAGACUUGGUAUCCUGAACGCAAAGAAAUAGCCAUUACUACGUUUUGUCAAAGAAUACCAGAUAUUUUAGAGUUAGAAGUUAUGCAGUAAAAGCUUUAUGUGCAACAUGUUCAUUGAAGUAUUAAAUGUACUAAUGGAAACCUGAAAACAAUGUAAACAUCUGGGAAUAAGGGAGAUGUUUGGGUGAAUUAUGAUUCAUCCCCAGGAUGGAAAUGUGAAGGCCAGUGAGUAUUUGGGCCACUGAAGUGGGAGUUAUCUGUUAUCCACAUCAGGCAGCUCAGAGUAAAGUCAGCAAGUCUACAGUCAUAGAGCCACCAGGAUACAGUGAUGGAUGGGAGGCCUCCUGGCUGAAGGUAGAACUGUGGGAGUGGUUCUUCCACAAAGGCAGCCAGUGCUCACCUGAAUGGGGACUGGUACUGUAGGUGUUGGGUCAGCUUCCGUGCAGUUCCCUGCUGGCCAUCUCCCAAUGCUGAAUGUCUGACUCAAUUCAGGCUGCUGUAACAAAGUACCAUAGACUGAGGUGGCUUAAACAACGGCAUUUCUUUCUCACAGUUCUGGAGGUGCGAAGUCAAAAAUCAAGGUGUCUGCAAAUUUGGUGUCUGGUGAGGAAGGGCCCUCUUCCUGGUUUGCAGAUGAUUAUCUUCUUGCUGUGUCCUCACACGAUGGAGAAAGGGAGUACGUUCUGGUCUCUUCCUCUUCUGAUAAGGGCACUAACCUCAUCAUGAGGGUCCCAUCCUCAUGAUGUCAUCUAAACCUAAUUACCUCCCAAUGGCGCCACCUUCAAAUACCAUCACCUCGAAGGUUGCUUCCUUCCUGGUGGUUUGCUCUGGUCAGACCAAAUGACCUCCUGCAAAGUGCCACUCGAUCCCAUUCUCUCCAUCCCUUCCAUCCCAGGCAAUCUUUAUUUGGCUAUGCCAACCUGUGCCCCAGGGGCUUCAAGAGUUAUUGUUUUAACAUUAAAAAAAACAGAACGUU